AGGUAAAAACCCAAAUUGGGGAGGAGGGGUGAACACUUUUGCAAGGCACUGCAGUUAAGAAAAAAAAGUUAAUUUGUGGAGAAACACAAUGUUCCUCUUUGUGACCACUGGCAACAGUUGGCCUGUGGUUUCCCUUCAGAAAAUUCCCUUUUUUACACAUGAGAGACAUAUCGGUUUCAGAUUCAGGAUGCACAUUUGAAAUCAGGUGUGGUUUUGAGAAAAUAAGUUGUGAAACCCACGCAAUCUGCCACGUCGAACAGGAUGAAAAUGUGCCACGGGGUAAAUAAAAUGUCAACGUGUCAUACAACCAGUUUGAAUAAUUUCCAUGUGCGUUUGUCAAGGCACCACAUGCUCCCCAGGUUAUAGUAUAUGGACCCAUUUCAUCGCAAAUUCACAGAUUGUAUGCCAUCAGGACGCAUUCUGUUGAAGAUCCGUCAGCGUUUCCGUGAUGCCCAAGUUCAGAAAAACAAACAGUUUUUCCUGACGCUCCUUGCCAACGGACAGCAGCCUCUUCAACACGUGAAGGAGGGCCAUAUUUACCAGCCGCUGGACCACUUGAACCGGCAAAAUGUCAACACCUUUCCUCAGAGAUUCUUCGUGAACGAGGCAUACUGGCAGCGCCCCGAUGGUCCUGUGUUUCUCUUCAUUGGGGGAGAAGGACCCAUCUAUCACUUUGAUGUUCUUGCAGGUCAUCAUGUUGACAUGGCUAAAGAGCACAGGGCCCUGCUGGUGGCUGUGGAGCACCGUUUCUAUGGUGACAGCAUCAACCCUGAUGGACUGAAAACAGAGAACCUGGCAGACCUGAGCAGCCAGCAGGCGUUAGUGUUGGCUCGUUACCAGCUUGCCGACUUGGCUGUAUUUCAUCAGUACAUCAGCCAGAGCUUCAAUCUGAGCUGCAGGAACACCUGGAUCAGCUUCGGCGGCUCAUACUCCGGAUCGCUAUCCGCCUGGUUUAGAGGAAAGUUUCCCAGUCUGGUGUAUGGAGCUGUGGCUUCCUCUGCUCCCGUGAAGGCAAAGCUGGAUUUUGCUGAGUAUAACAAUGUUGUCGGCUCGAGUCUGAAGAACGAGGCCGUUGGUGGCUCAGAGAAGUGUCAGGCCAAAGUGCGGGAGGCGUUUGUUCUGGUCGAAGCAGCUCUGCUGGGUGGAAAUUUGACCAAGGUGGCUGCGGACUUUGGCUGCUGUCAGACUCCCAGAAAUCCUGAUGAUCAGGGGGAGCUGAUGCUGAGCUUGGCUGACAUCAUAAUGGGAACCGUGCAGUACAAUGAAGAGGGGGUGCUCAUGUCUAUAAAGGAGCUCUGUGGUGUUAUGACUGAUAAAAGUGAGGAGGAGGAGGCCUACAACCGCCUUGUGAAACUCUCACAGAUUUACCGCUCCACUUCUGAGGAGCCAUGUCUGGACGUGUCCCAUGAGAAAGCGGUGAACGACCUAAUGGACACGUCCUACAAGAAGCGUAGAAGAGCAGAGAGACAGUGGACCUACCAGACCUGCACUGAGUUUGGCUUCUAUCAGACCUGUGAGGACGCAACCUGUCCAUUCUCCGGGAUGUUAACCCUGCAGGCCCAGACCAAGCUCUGCGCCGAGGUGUUUGGCAUUUCCCAGCAUUCUUUGCCCGCACGCAUCGCCUUCACAAAUAGCUACUACGGUGGAGACGACCCGCACACGCGCAGGGUCCUGUACGUUAAUGGUGGAGUGGACCCGUGGAAGGAGCUGUCAGUGGUUCAGGACAGCGGUGAGGAGGCUCGGACCGUUUUCAUUAAGGAGACGGCACACUGUGCCGACAUGUCAGGUGAAAGAGCGAUGGAGCGCCGCUCCCUCAGGAAGGCGAGGCAGGAAAUCGAGAACCACGUCGCCCGCUGGCUGAGGACGGCAGCUCUGGAGAAGAUGAAGAAAAGAGGAGCGGGACUGUGAUCAGAUCACAUUAGAGCCAGAUCAGCUCUUAUCUUUGUUGUCAGAAACAGAUUAAGAACAGUUCAAAAAUCUGGCCUGACUGCUCUGCUUCGAUCCUGUCCUCCUCAACCCUCCAUUUCCUCCUGCUGGCCCCAUGUUUAGCUGCUAUCCAUAAUAAUCUCAGCUCUGCUGUUAAUCGCCACGCUUGUGUGAUUUGGAUGCUGCCGUUAGCGUUUUGGGCAAAUUAAAUUUAACGGUUUUGUGUUUUCCUUUUUCUUUUCUGUUUUUUUUAAUCAUUUUUAUUUGCUGUUGUUACAUUAUUUCAUCACCAAGGCGUGGCGCUGCAACUUUGUUAGGAAACUCCGUGAAAUCACCUGAUGUUAAAGUUUGGUGCCGUUAAUCUGCUGUUCCUGAUUAAAUGCAGUAAACCUGUCGAGGCGGAACAUUUUGCUCA
Messenger RNA from Fundulus heteroclitus (mummichog), 2341 nucleotides. Its product is annotated as thymus-specific serine protease. The record is from RefSeq and is a predicted model, not a curated record. The transcript has 13 exons. NCBI's taxonomy places the organism in Eukaryota, Metazoa, Chordata, Actinopteri, Cyprinodontiformes, Fundulidae. Gene Ontology annotation, cellular component: endosome; lysosome. Gene Ontology annotation, biological process: proteolysis. Bases 370 to 1908 code for a protein of 512 amino acids. Gene Ontology annotation, molecular function: serine-type exopeptidase activity; dipeptidyl-peptidase activity.